Vicia faba (fava bean) is the source of this 1461-nucleotide messenger RNA. The record is from the annotation of a GenBank genome assembly. Lineage: Eukaryota; Viridiplantae; Streptophyta; Magnoliopsida; Fabales; Fabaceae.
AUGAAGCAAGAGAAUGAAGAAGGAAGGGAUCUGAAGAAGCCCUUUUUACACACAGGAAGUUGGUAUAAAAUUAGUGGAAGAAGAGAAUCAUCAAGUUUGUUUGGGUCAACUCAAGCAAUUCGUGAUUCUUCAAUUUCUGUUAUUGCUUGUGUUCUCAUUGUUGCUUUGGGUCCAAUUCAGUUUGGUUUUACAGCAGGGUAUACGUCACCUACUCAAUCAGCUAUCAUCACUGAUCUUGGUCUCUCAGUUUCUGAGUUUUCUUUGUUUGGUUCAUUGUCAAAUGUGGGUGCUAUGGUUGGAGCAAUAGCUAGUGGUCAAAUUGCUGAGUAUGUUGGGCGCAAAGGGUCUUUGAUGAUUGCAUCCAUUCCCAAUAUUAUUGGUUGGUUGUUCAUAUCUUUUGCAAAAGAUUCUUCUUUUCUCUAUAUGGGAAGAUUAUUGGAAGGAUUUGGUGUUGGAAUAAUAUCUUACACGGUGCCAGUAUAUAUAGCUGAGAUAUCACCUCAAAACUUAAGGGGAAGUCUGGUUUCAGUAAACCAGCUUUCUGUCACAAUUGGAAUUAUGCUGGCUUAUCUACUAGGACUUUUUGUUGAAUGGAGAUUCCUUGCAAUUUUAGGAAUUAUACCCUGUACAUUAUUAAUACCUGGUCUAUUCUUCAUUCCUGAGUCUCCAAGAUGGCUAGCCAAAAUGGGCAUGACAGAAGAAUUUGAACGUUCCUUGCAAGUGCUCAGAGGCUUCGAAACUGAUAUUUCAGUUGAAGUCAAUGAAAUUAAGGCUUCUGUUGCAUCAGCAAAUAGAAGAAACACCGUUCGGUUUUCAGAACUCAAGCAAAGAAGAUAUUGGCUUCCUUUAAUGAUUGGAAUUGGACUUCUUGUUUUGCAACAGCUUUCUGGGAUUAAUGCUGUUCUUUUUUAUUCCAGUACCAUCUUUCAAAAUGCUGGAAUUAGUUCGAGUGACGUAGCUACAUUUGGAGUUGGUGCUGUUCAGGUUCUUGCUACCAUUUUAACUUUGUGGUUGGCAGACAAAUCUGGUCGUCGCCUACUACUUAUUGUUUCUUCAUCUGCAAUGGCUUUGAGUCUUUUGGUUGUUUCAAUAUCAUUCUACUUGAAGGAAUAUAUAUCACCAGAUUCUGAUUUAUAUGCGACAUUGGGCCUUUUAUCGGCGGCUGGAGUUGUGGUCAUGGUUAUCGCAUUCUCUCUGGGAUUGGGAGCAAUGCCAUGGAUUAUAAUGUCUGAGAUUCUUCCGAUUAACAUCAAAGGCCUAGCUGGAAGUUUUGCAACACUUGCCAAUUGGUUCUUUUCUUGGUUGGUUACAUUGAGCGCAAAUUUGCUCUUGGAUUGGAGUUCUGGAGGAACCUUCACAAUAUAUACUGCAGUGUGUGUUUUCACAGCAGGAUUUGUUGCCAUUUGGGUCCCUGAGACAAAGGGGAAAACUCUCGAAGAAAUACAACAGUUUUUCAGAUGA